UUUUGUGGACUAACUACGUGGCGGUUCAGUAGCUACUACGUACAUUGAAAAGUCUCUGGUUGAAUUUUAAGUGUUUUUACGAUUCUAGUGACUGACAAGAUUUCUACACAAAAGAAGGCUCUGGUUGAAGUGACACGUAGGGAUUUCACAAGUAUUUUCAAAGUUCUAGUGACGAAAUAAGAAUGCACUGGUGUUUCCACGUCUCCAAAUCAUGUUUUUUAUUGGAUUAGAGCCGCAAAACAACCAUUGAGGCAAGACUACGUUAUCAAAAGGAGUCUGUGCUGCGGCCUCACCCCCUCUACUCCCCCAAGAAGCGUCACUGCUGUCAUGGGGGCGGCGAUGGCUUCACUAUCAUCUCCACCUGCUUCUUCAUCCUCACCAUCGCCAUCACUGUCGCCCUCAUCAUUCAGAUCUACUACGGGAGUCCUGAGGUGAUGGCCCAUGGCGCGGUGGCCACAGAUGAGGAAGAGUGCAGCCGUGUGGGGGCGUCCAUUCUGGCGGGCGGUGGUAGUGCGGUGGAUGUGGCCGUCGCCUCGGUGGUGUGUCUCAUGGUGGUCCACCCGCACACUGUAGGGCCGGGCGGGAGUGGUGUGAUGCUGGUACAUGACCACAAGAUGAACACCACCACCAUCAUAGACUUCCAGAGUGCCGUCCCUAGUGCCUACAACCACCAGAACCCUCCGCCGGGACCCACAGAGGCCAGGAGUGUUGGGGUGCCGGGGCUGCUGCGGGGCCUGGAGCAUGCACACCGCAAGUUUGGCAAGCUGCCCUGGGAGAAGCUGAUCAACCCAAGCAUUGACAUUGCACGACGAGGCUUCAAUGUGUCGGCUCAGCUUGAAGAUGCCAUAAAGAAGCUGAACAUCACCAAGUCAAGUGGUGACACACUCUUUGAGCAUUUCUUCUUUCCAAAGGGCCACAUGCUCAAGAAAGGAGACUUCAUUCAGAGGGAGAACUUUGCUGAACUCCUGGACAUUGUGGCAGUGCAAGGGGCAAACACUUUCUACAAUCUGGACUUUGAUCACGACAACAUCAACGCUAUGCAGGCUGAGGGCGCUGAGAUCCAGGCCAGGGACUUCAGGGCAUAUCAGGUGCAAGAGUGGCCCAGUGUACAAAUGACCCUGAGAAACCACACCAUCCACACCUCUCCAGCCUUCUCAGGGGGGGCACAGCUGCUGGCCGCCCUGCACCUCCUCAAGCACGCCAACAUCACCACCACCACGCCCCAGCACCACCUCUACCACACCUUCAUCCAGGCCAUCCGCACCAGCUAUGCCUACCUCAUCCACCUCGGGUUGGGCGUGGAGGCAGGGCUGACGAACAGGACAGAGCUUGAGACGGAGGAAUUGGAUGCUGAGUUUGAUGGGGAGACAGACACCCCGCUGCCCCGACAACUCCCUGAACAGGCUGGCUCCCCUGUCUCUGUGAUGGACACCUUUGACCAAUAUGUGGCUACUGUUGUAGGCCUGGGCACACACUUUGGUUCACGCUACAUGACUCGACACGGCAUUCUCUUCAACAACCACCUGAGCAACCUGAGGGCCACAGCAGGAGCAGGGUAUGUCCCAAGCAGGCCUGUCACCUCCUACACCCCAGUGGUCAUCACCGAUAUGAACCGGAUCUGUGGGCCGAGGGUGGUAUUGUCCAGUCCAGAGGUGGGGGCGGCGGUGCAGGUGGUGGGGCAGCUCAUCUUCAGGGACCGGCCGCUGAUUGACGCCAUCAAGCAGCGCAGAGUGACGGUCAGCGCAGACAACAACCUGGUGCUGGUGGACGACCUGCGGAGUGAUGAGGUUGCUCCGUUACCUGGCGACGUGAGGAACUACCUUGAGGCGCAGAACAACACACUGCGCAUCCUGUACCCGCCCUACGCUGGUGUCAACGGCAUCACCAAGGACAAGGACGCCCUCACUUCCUGGUCAGACUCCCGGGGCGGUGGUGUGGCCCAUCGCUUAGAGCCCCCCGUCAAGCCCAAGCCAGAGGAGACACAAACACCUCCUCCUACUCCGCCACCUGAGGUUGUCACACCAGGGGAGCCGCAGAUGAUGCCCUAGUGGUGGGUUGGCUGAUCUGAGUUCCACAGUGGCGUCGCCAUAUAUAUUAUCUCCAUUUUUAGCAACAUCCUGAAAUCAUUACCUUUGUCAAACUCAUUCAUUUUUCUACCUCUCUUUUUCAUUGUUGAUUUAAGGGUAUAAAAAGAGAUAAAAUAAAAUUGUGGUUCUUUUUGGUAUGUUUUAUCAUUCAGUAUUCUUGUAAUACCCUGGACACCUUAAAAAUUGUGAUAUUGAGGACCAGGCUAUCAGUAAUCAUGGGUGGCACUGAGAGACGACAGCCUUUCAGUGACUGUUGGUUGUGGCCACACCCAGCGAUCUGUCCUACUAUUUAUACCUUACUUUCAUUGUGUUAGGCUCUCUAGAUUACAGAUGGUUUUAUAACAAAAUGUUAUGUAUAUAUAAUUUUUAAUAGUUUUCUUUGUUAACAACUUUCCGGUGCUUGAUAUAAUAUUUAGAGUAAAGAUAUUGUAUAAUUUUUAAGAUGUUAAUUAUUGUAUUUAUUGAGUAUCAGAGAUUGUAACCUUUCAACCAUUGAGUUUGAAAGUGUUGUCUCUGAUAAACUAUUAAUGUGGUAUUAAAAUAAAUGUUUAGUGUAAAAUUUGUUACAUUAUUUGAA
Molecule: messenger RNA, 2664 nt
Organism: Portunus trituberculatus (swimming crab)
Lineage: Eukaryota; Metazoa; Arthropoda; Malacostraca; Decapoda; Portunidae
Product: glutathione hydrolase 7-like
Exons: 13
Coding region: 435-2048 (537 amino acids)
Biological process (GO): glutathione catabolic process
Cellular component (GO): plasma membrane
Molecular function (GO): glutathione gamma-glutamate hydrolase
Source: RefSeq, a predicted model, not a curated record